GGGAAGAGGUAACAUCUAGUGCUGUGCUUGCUUCCAGGCCAUUCAUUCAAGAUGGCGGUGGGUGCUUUUCCGUCUCGCGGGCGGCUGUUCCUGUGGAACCUCGUCUGCUUGUGCUCGAGGGCAAUGGCAGCAUACAACUGCGUGGUGUGUCCCGGGCAGAAGGGCAUCGCGGGAGUGCCAGGCCUGGCAGGUUUUCGGGGCCAUUCAGGGUUACCCGGCACUCCAGGACCCAUGGGCGCUAGAGGUCUGUUGGGACCGCCAGGGGACGUCGGCGAACCAGGGGGCUUGGGGGAGACCGGCCUGCAAGGAGACAUGGGCGAGAUCGGCUUUGAUGGCACUCAGGGGCUCAGGGGCCCGGAUGGCGAUCCAGGUCCCCAGGGCCGGAAGGGAGUGGCAGGAUGCGAUGGCGUGGAUGGCACGAAGGGCAGGGACGGUGACCCGGGAAGGGUAGGCAAUCGAGGAGAGCCAGGCCCACGAGGAAACCCCGGGCCGGUGGGAGACCCAGGGGACGGAGGAACCUUCUCUCGAGGAGUGAAGGGCGACAGAGGAGACCCCGGGAGAGUAGGUUCCACGGGGUAUACAGGAUCCCCGGGACCUAUAGGACCUAGGGGUUUCAAAGGGUCUCCUGGCCCGACGGGCAUCCGCGGAGACCUAGGAUUUGAAGGACAAGCAGGGAUGAUAGGAGACCCAGCGCCGCCCAUUGGUCCUAUCAAGGGGCAAAAGGGAAGGAAGGGGGAGCCAGGAAUUGACACGGGAGUCGACCGUCCGACCAACGUGUCCGUGGUGGGUCCGAAGGGCAUGGCAGGCCUCCCAGGCAGGCCGGGACCCAGGGGCACGAGGGGGGCCAAGGGCGUCAUCGGGUGGGCAGGGUUCCUCGGCGAUAAGGGCGACCAGGGCAGCCCCGGAAACCAGGGCCAGAAGGGCAAGCUAGGGCGCCAGGGCUUGCCGGGGCCGAUCGGAGCCAAAGGGUUCAAGGGCGCGCCGGGAGCAGCAGGGAACCACGGGGGAAGGGGACCCAGGGGAGACCCGGGCGCCGAGGGACCGAAGGGGAGAAAGGGAAGCGAGGGCCCCAUCGGACCCAGGGGCGUCUACGACCCCGCCUACCCUGAGGUCCACCGCGGGCCCCCAGGAGCCCCAGGCCCCGGGGGAAUCCAGGGUCGACGCGGUCCUUCAGGAUUCGACGGCAGACCAGGGGUCUCAGGGACGCGUGGUUCCCCUGGUUUCCCUGGGGUGCCUGGCCCUGACGGUGCCCCAGGGUCGCCGGGGAACGCCGAACGCGGGGAACCGGGUGAUCAAGGCAUCCCAGCCGCGCCCGGAUCAAGAGGACCUAAGGGCCGCCUUGGGGUCUCUGGCUUCCCGGGCGAGAAGGGUGCCCCUGGUGAGCCUGACUACGCAGAGAAGGGCACGGACGGUCGGGCGGGCAUAGAUGGGCGAAAUGGUAUCGAUGGAGUGCCUGGGUUUCCUGGCCCGCAAGGACCGAAGGGUUAUCCUGGACGAGGUAGCGAUGCCAUAGGAUACAAAGGAGCCAAAGGAAUAUCAGGACCUCAAGGAGAACCAGGAAGGAUGGGCAUUGAUGGUCUCAAUGGAGUGCCAGGGAGGAAAGGAGAAACAGGAGAUUCUUGCAACCAAUUUCCUGCUCGAUUUUGCCUAAGAGGAGACAGAGGUACGAGCGGCGAGCCCGGACUGAGAGGCAUUAUCGGCCCCGUGGGAUAUUCCGGCCCAAGAGGCCCCAAGGGAAGCUCCGGCAGAAAUGGGUACCAGGGCGUCAGAGGCAUCAACGGCGUAACGGGAUCUUCAGGCAUCCCGGGUGCAUAUGGAGCCAAGGGCGAGCCAGGAGAAGUGUAUUACGACGUCGUCCUCAAGGGCCAACCCGGAGACAACGGGGACCUAGGACCUAAGGGCUUCCAGGGAGCAAGAGGAGACCCAGGGAUCGAUGGCUUCCUUGAAACCAACGGUCAAAAGGGGCCCAAGGGUGAUCCAGGGCUGAGUGGUUAUCCUGGCACAGACGGUCGACCCGGAAGCCCAGGACGCCCAGGAGUGAAUGAUGUUCAAAGACCAGUCCAGGGCAGGAAAGGGGAGAAGGGACAACGAGGACCGCCAGGGCUCAAGGGCGCCAAGGGAAGACUUCUGGUUGACCUUUCGGAGCUAAAGCAAGGCCCCAAAGGAGACAAAGGGAAUAGAGGUAAUACCAAAUACCCCUCUAGGUUUGACGGGUGGCCGGGAUUUAGCGGAAGGAAGGGCCAAAGGGCUUCCGGGGGGACGGAAGCCCCGGGAGUCGAAGGGAAGGAGGACCCCCCAGGUUGGCCGGGUUUCCGGGGCCCCAGGUCCGGGGGGACGAGGGCCCCCGGGGAUCAAAGGACGCUGGGCUCCGACGGGUUGCCCGAGACCUUCCGGGGCCCCGGGGGGGUGGGGACCCAGGACCCAGCUUACAAGGGCAGAGCGGAUUCCCGGGGCCAAGGGCAGCAAAGGGGAACAAAGGGCCUUCUCCCUCAGGGUUCGACGGACUCCCCCGUCCCAGUGGAGUCCCAGGGGUUUGACGGACCCAAAGGGGGCCCCGGGGCCUUGGGGGACCGCUGUCUGCUUUAUUUUGCUCAGUGUGUCGUGUCUGACCGGCUGAACCGAGCUUGCCCCCCGUGGGCCCAAACCCCAGCAGUAACCUCCGGGGGACGUUGCAAAAUUCUCGCGCCUGGGGGGGGCGCGAACCGCCGACCCCUGGGUGAGAGGCCGACCGUUCCACUAACUUGA
This is a messenger RNA of Penaeus monodon (black tiger shrimp), 2745 nucleotides long. Its product is annotated as collagen alpha-2(IX) chain-like. Lineage: Eukaryota; Metazoa; Arthropoda; Malacostraca; Decapoda; Penaeidae. The transcript is spliced from 17 exons. The record is from RefSeq and is a predicted model, not a curated record. The coding region runs from base 52 to 2745 and encodes 897 amino acids.